Messenger RNA from Alternaria ventricosa, 5301 nucleotides. RefSeq lists its product as uncharacterized. Gene Ontology annotation, biological process: positive regulation of transcription by RNA polymerase I; maturation of SSU-rRNA from tricistronic rRNA transcript (SSU-rRNA, 5.8S rRNA, LSU-rRNA). Gene Ontology annotation, molecular function: snoRNA binding. Gene Ontology annotation, cellular component: t-UTP complex; small-subunit processome; 90S preribosome. The record is from RefSeq and is a predicted model, not a curated record. Lineage: Eukaryota; Fungi; Ascomycota; Dothideomycetes; Pleosporales; Pleosporaceae. Bases 1 to 5301 code for a protein of 1766 amino acids. The transcript has 2 exons.
AUGGCGACGGCGCUCCAGAAACAGCUCGCGACCAUCGCGGCUUCGAGCACCCAUCAGCUGGACCUGCGCGCGCAGAAGUCGGCGCAUGGAAAAUCGCUCCUCUUCGAUUCCAAAGUCGCCGCGUCGCAAUCCUUCGAGACCGUUUACCUCAUCUGCUACAAUGGCUACAAGGACCUCUGCGCAUUGGACUCGCGGUUCCUGCGCUUCUCCAAGAAUCUCUUCAGCGAGCAGAGCAAGGCCGAGGACCGCACCCAGAUGACCAAGGAGGAGAACGCCAAGCUGAACACCGUGCUCGAGGCGUUCAUCACGCUGGUCGGACCAAGACUGCUGUUGAAGCCGGCGGAGAAGGCUCUCGAGUGGCUGGUGCGAAGAUUCCGCAUCCACGAGUACAACACCGAAACUCUCGUCUUUACUUACCUGCCCUACCACAACACCCCACAGUUCCUUGCGCUGCUCUCCAUCCUACCCCCACAGCCACCGCACGCCAUCCGAUUCCUCUUCCCGUACAUCCAGGCCCCGACCAACGUACCGCAGCGAACCAUCGCCUACACCGCCAUCAACACCCCACAAUUCUUCAAGGCAUACCAAUCAUACGUCGCUAAGGUGGUAGAGGCGGGGCACCAGGCCUCGCAUAUGCUGUCCUUCUGGUCGGGAAUCACGGUCGAGGCUAUCUACGGCAUUAUAAGCAACGCAAGCACUGGAAGGAAGGAUCUUCAGGCCCAAGGAACCGAAAAGCUAGUCCUGGAACUGCUCCCGGUUCUCAAUACUUGCAUGCGAGCCAAGCACGGCGCUGACACGGUUCUGGCUUGCUACGCCAUUGUCAUCAUGAUGGUGAGCCAGGCAAAAGUCGGCGACAAGGUUCUGGAUGGGCUGAUGGAGGCUGUCAUCGUAGCAUACGACGAAGCUUCCCUUCAAUCAUGCCUCGGCUGUCUGGCCAUCAUCGCCAUGGAGCGCUCAAAAGCGCAGGUUCCCGCCAAAGUAUCGAGGAGAUUACUCAAGGUUCCCCAUCUUGUGCAGAAGUUGACGACAGUGUCAAAACAAUGCCAGGUUCAACGACUUGUUCUAGGCUGUGCCCUUGGCGCACUCAGCGAUACUUCCGACGAGAACUGCAGGGUUUUCCAUGAGCUAAUCGCCUCAGGCCUCCUCGGCACAUCGCACAUUCAGAUGGUGCUAUCGGCAUUGGUCCAACUCCUCCGCGACAGUCCACCGGGCUCCGAAGAGCACGGAGAACUGCUACAAGUCGCUACUAAGAUGGCUGAAUCAAAAGACCUACAAGCAACGUUACAAGAAGCGGCGAAGCAGCACAAUGUCAAUCUGGAGUCUCUGGGACUUACCGUUGGCCAAACCUUCGAAAUCGAAGAUAUCCCGGGCGAGGACUCUGACGAGGAGAUGCUUGAUGCAGAUGAGGACACAGCCGAGAAGCCUGCCAUACAACUCCCAGAGCUUACUGUAAAAAGCUUCCUCGACGCCGAAUCAGCGACCGAGUUUUCAGAAGCGGCCAACGUUUUCGAGCAGGCUGUGACGACUAAGCAAACACGGCGAUUCCUCGCCUCGGACGCAUUGCACCAAGAAUCCGCUCUCAAGCAGCCACUCUACCUUUCAUUUCUCGCUCGCGUCUGGAGUAGCUCCCGGUCUGUCGCCAUUCGCGUUUCCGCCCUCCGUGCAGCCGCAUCAUCGUUCGAAAAGCUUGAGGCUGCACAUGUCUUGCAGAACAUCCUGCCAUACCUCGUACACGCACUUGCAGAUGCAUCGCCAAUUAUCCGACGUUCAGCGGCUGCAUGCGUUGGGUCUCUGGCACGAAAGGCUUCCGCCAAGUCGAAAACAUCAACUUGGGGCAAGUUCGAUCUGUAUGGGAAAGAGUCGAAGAAUCUCGCAGAACUCAAGCCUGAAGAUGUCCUCGUGUUUGUUUCCUCGAUGCUACAGCCGAUCCUCGAAGAAUGCGUCAUGGACUCAAAGUUCGCCAUUCCCGCUCUUCGAGAUGUCCUGGAAGGGACACAACUGAAAAAUCAUCCGAAGAAUACGUUCAAGAUGCAGACAAGGACUUCAAUCCUUGCGUUUUUCGCCAGCCACGCGAGGUUCACACCGGUAUUGAGCGUCCGCCUCGGCCUAUUGCCGAUGCUAAACAUCCGCGGAAAGGUCUCCGACUCCGUUCGUACCAACUCCGUGAUCCCCUUGUUGACCGAAUGGGCAACCUUACCGACAGCUUCCGUCAACACCAUCUGCGACAGCGAAGGGCUCUCGCUCGAUGAAGUGGAGCGGGCUCACAUUUCCGCGACAAUGCCCAGGGAGGCGAUGAGCGCGAAACUGCUCGAGGACAUCAUCUCUGGGACUUUCAACACGGAGCGUGAAGCUUUAGUGAUGGCCGCCUUUGAUCGCAUUCAAACCUCAUGGUCUUCCUUCAGAUCUGAAGCUCGUCACGCGUUGGCUCAGUGCAUGCUCAGCCUAUCAACCAGUGAAAGUGACAAAUCUUUCGAUAAGCUUCGUAGAGAACGAUCCGUUGAGAUUCUGCGCAACGUUGACCUUGAUUCUGCCAUCCUGGUCACCUUCUUGGAAAGCAUUCCAUCUCCCACCUCCAUGCCCGAAGGACCGCCUUCAGCGAAAAGGCGAAGGACAAGCAAGAGUGAGAUGGCUCGAGUCGAGCUUUCAUCCCAAGACGAUGUUCAGCGACUACUCCGAAAGCUCACGUUGGUACUUGAGCUGGUUGAAGGGUCAAACCCUGGACAGCACCCAACACUGUUCAAGAAUCUUUUCGGCAUCUUUGCAGAACUACAGCCACUCAAGCAACAGUCUGGGUCUGAACUAGUGUAUCUUCAGAGUAUUAUUCUGGGAUCACUAAGCCCGAUCGUAAACACAUUGAAGGAGCAAGCCGACACCGCCGACUACCAAUCGGCAGUACGAGCGGACCUACUCAUCGACUGCAUUCGACACUCCAGCAGCCCACAGGUUCAAAACAGCGCGCUGCUUCUCAUUUCCAAUCUUGCCUCAUGGGUUCCUGAUCUCAUUCUUCACAAUCUCAUGCCUAUCUUCACCUUCAUCGGAUCUACUCUGCUUCGCCAGCAUGACGACUAUUCCGCUCAGGUCGUUGAUAAGACUAUAUCUCGGGUCGUGCCUCAAUUGGCUGCCUCUCUCCGCUCAAAACAUAGAGACUUCAUCGCUGGCGUGUCCGACUUACUGCUCAGUUUCACUGCCGCCUUUGAACACAUUCCCCUGCACAGAAGGAUGAAGCUAUUCACAGAGCUUGCUCGUACGCUAGGCCCCGAGGAUUCGCUCCCGGCUAUCGUCGCACUUCUUGCCGAUCGCUACCACAGCAAGGAGCAACGAAGGUUCUGUGCGGAUUUGUUACUUCACUUCGAACCUGUCCACACCCUCGUCACCUUCAAGGGAUAUGUCGAUCUCCUCACUGAUGCCGUGGGACCGAAACCCCAGGUCGCGGAAACACUUUUCAGCCUCAAGGAAAAGACAAAAGACAACAAAUUCGACCUGUCAAUUCAGAGUAUGCUGUCGUGUUUGACAGAUCUCGCGCUUGACGAUAAGGUGAAGGCACACGUUACUCGAGCGUACAGAAAGAAGGAUGAUCCUGAACGACCACGGAAGAUCUUUGCAAACAUCGUCGAGACUACUAUUCAACUGUCAAAGAAGCUUGCAACAAACCCCAAGACCUACGCCGGAUGUAGUCGUGUUCUCGCCAGCUGCCUAGACCUCCUGCCAACGACCGACCUCAUCAAAUCAGCACAGCUACUUCUUGCGAGCACAGACUCUCACGUCCAGGUAGCUGCCGUCAAGUCGGUCGAGCUGCGCGCGGGCACCGCCAAGCAGAAUGACCGCAAAUCUGUAGAGGCACUGAUCUCUUUCUUGCCUAGCGUUCAGGAUCUACUGGAACAAUCACCUGACAUGGAUGCCAAGAUGGUCUCUGUCAGCUGCAUCGAUCGCAUCGUCGACCGCUUCGGGAAGAAGGAUGUAUCUGCUGUUGUAUCAGUAGCUCAAGUUGUGUCUGGUCCCCAAUCGCUUUCCAGCAGCGAUGAUCGCCUUCGCAUCCUCUCCCUCCUCUGCCUUACAUCUGUCGUUGACGUUCUCGAGGAUGAGGCCAUCUCGCUCCUCCCUAUCGUUUUACCAACAGCAUUCCAAUAUCUAUCGGAUGCGAUCGAAGAGGAAAAGACUGGUCUUCACAACGCUGUGUUCACCGUGCUUUCGAACAUUGUCGAGCGACUGGGCUACAUGUUCUCGCGCGACUACUUGGACACCGCUCUUCGACUAUGCCAACGCUCUGCCGCUGCCGAUUUGGAACAGUCCUGCGACGAAAGCCGCAGCAGUUUCUUCCAGAGUGUAUCUGAGCAUCUCGGUGCUCAGGAAGUGUUCGCUGCUAUCAAGUCAACGUGGCCACAUGCCGCCUCUCAAGGCUUCGACGCGUCACUUGAGCAGCUUGAGCUUUUGCGCGCAACUGUCAACAACCAGACCAAGGCUAAGCUUGUCAAAGCCAGUCCGCCGCUCUUCACUCUGCUUCUGCAAACUUUCCGACUACGUGAGACGGUCCAAUCUACUACCGUCGAAGUUGAUGAGGAGGAGCUGGAACAGCUGGAGCUCACGCUUAUUGACUCCGUCAUCUCCAUGGUACUGAAGCUCAGCGAUGCUACGUUCCGACCGUUCUUCGUUCAGCUUGUGGACCAAGAGGGCCCACUGUCGAGCAAGCCUCAACAGGCCGUCACCUUCUACAAGUUCCUCGGCGCCUUCUUCGACAAGUUCAAGUCUCUCGUAACGAGCUACGCGAGCUACAUAAUCGAGCACGCCGCCAAGCUGCUGACUGAACUUGCUAAAGAAGACUCUGAUGUUACCACACGCAGGGCUGUGCUUGACGCUCUCCAGAAGACAUUCCAGCACGAUCAAGACGGCUUCUGGCAAGCGCCAUCUCACUUUGGCACCAUUAUGCCACCCCUGCUGUCCUUACUCAGCCUACCAUCUGCAUCGACAUCUACACCAGAGGACAACACCAACAACGUCAUUCCUACCAUCACCGAACUUGCUGUUGCAUCUGCAUCAUCCAUGGAGAACCAUCGCGAGAUGAACAGCAUAUUGUUGAAGAACAUGAGGAGCGACGACAGGAACACUAGGCUGGCGACAGUGCUGUGUGAGCAGAGCUUGACGAGGAGAUUAGGAGAAGAGUGGCUGGGUCUGCUUCCUGAGAUGCUACCAUUCAUCAGUGAGCUCAUGGAAGAUGACGAUGAGAUGGUCGAAAGGGAGUGCCAGAGGUGGAAGAAUGGUAUGGAAGAGAUUUUGGGAGAGAGUUUGGAAGGUAUGCUACAGUAG